GUGAUUACGUUAAGCGUAUCUGUCCAUUAAUUCCGGGCACUAAUGUUUGCUAUUAAUUUUUGUUUUUCGAAAUGGACUUCGACUUUAAAGUGAAAACUGCUAGUGAGCGUGCCAAAGUUGAAGAUUUAUUUGACUAUGAAGGCUGUAAGGUUGGACGAGGCACCUAUGGUCAUGUUUACAAAGCCCGGAGAAAAGAUGGGUCAGAUACUAAGGAUUAUGCACUUAAGCAAAUUGAAGGCACUGGUCUUUCCAUGUCAGCUUGUAGAGAGAUAGCUUUACUUAGAGAACUGAGGCAUCCCAAUGUAAUCAAUCUAAUUAGAGUGUUUCUAUCUCAUAAUGAUCGAAAAGUAUGGUUACUUUUUGAUUAUGCAGAACACGAUUUGUGGCAUAUAAUAAAGUUCCAUCGGGCUGCCAAAGCCAAUAAAAAACCAGUAAUGGUACCUAAGGGAAUGGUGAAGUCCUUAUUGUACCAAAUUUUGGAUGGAAUCCACUAUCUCCAUUCAAAUUGGGUUCUGCACAGGGAUUUGAAACCUGCCAACAUUCUUGUGAUGGGAGAAGGUCCGGAAAGAGGAAGAGUCAAAAUAGCUGACAUGGGUUUUGCAAGACUUUUUAAUGCUCCAUUAAAACCUUUAGCAGAUCUUGAUCCUGUUGUUGUAACAUUUUGGUACCGAGCACCAGAACUGUUACUGGGCGCAAGGCAUUACACCAAAGCCAUAGAUAUCUGGGCUAUUGGUUGUAUAUUUGCUGAGCUGUUGACAUCAGAACCUAUCUUCCAUUGCAGACAGGAAGAUAUCAAAACUAGCAAUCCAUAUCACCAUGAUCAAUUAGAUAGGAUAUUCAAUGUUAUGGGUUUCCCAUUGGAAAAAGACUGGGAAGAUAUCAGAAAAAUGCCUGAACAUCCUACUUUAUUAAAAGAUUUCAAAAGAUCAAAUUAUUCCAACUGUUCCUUAGUUAAAUACAUGGAUCGGCAUAAAAUCAAACCUGAUAGUAAAUCCUUCCAUUUGUUGCAGAAACUGUUGUUGAUGGAUCCUAAUAAGAGAAUCACCUCAGAAAUAGCAAUGCAGGAUCCAUAUUUUCAAGAAGAACCUCUUCCAACUCAGGACGUUUUUGCUGGUUUUGCAAUACCUUAUCCAAAACGUGAAUUUUUAACUGAUGAUGAUCAAGAAGAUAAAUCGGAUAAGAACAACACCCGACCUAACCAGCAAAAUAAUGGAGGUCAAGGUGGAGGUGGCCAAUCAGAGCAAGGAAGUAGCCACGGACAUAGUGGACCUAAUGCUAAGAGGGUGCGCCUUUCACAUCCAGGGGGAGGACAGCAACCUCAAGCACCACCUGACUUUCAUCAGAGCAUGAUGUUUCAGGGAGGACAACAGCAACAGAAUCCUAAUUUUAGUGGGAGAUUUUAGUUAUACUUCAUUAGUGAUAAUUUUAAUUUGCUACAGUAAGAUUUUAUGGUUGGUUCUUUGAAAAUUGUUUUCUUUCGUCCAAAGACAGGAACAAAGAAGUAUUAGUCAUUAGUUUUUUAUCUUUUAACAUGCUGCUGUUACUCCUGAUUUUCUAUUAAGUUUUAAAAUUUUACAAUCAUUUCCUUUCCUUAUUUUAAAAAUAUUAGUUCUAAACAAUUGAUUUUUAAUAUUUAUUGGUAUUUUAAAUACCUACUUAGUACUUAGUAUUAAAAAAGAAAGUUACUAAUUUCCUGUGUAAAUAUUUUUAAAGAAUGUAAAUAGUAGGAAAAAUAUUUCAAUUUAUUUUGUGUACAUAUUAUGGUAUGACUGUAAUAUUUUUUUAGAUUUAAGUUCGGUCUGAUUGUGAUUAUUGAUGUCUUAUUUCAAUUUCAAGAAUAAUUUUCUAUUUUCAUGCAAUAGCAGUGAUAAUAGAAGACAAUAACUUUAUCAUAAUUAAUAAGGUAAUUAAAUGCAUAAAAAUGUCAGAAUUGACAUUGUUUUAAGUGGUCUGUUUAUCUCAGUUGUAAAAAUAUUUAUUGAGUUAAAAAUUAUGAUAAACAUUAAAAUUUUAAUAAUGUUGUUUACUGAUAAGUGUUUAUUUAUUUUUCAAAAUGUUUAUCAAUAAUUUGUUUUUCCUCUAAUCUUUUAUUCUUACUAGUAUAUCAAGGCACAUAUUAGCCUUGAUUAAAAAAUUAUAGUGGAAAGAUGGAGCACACAAGGAUAACAGACUUCUUAAUGUUUAAUAUUUGUACACUUAAUUUAUAAUUAUUUUCAAUUAAUUAGUUUCAUAGCUUUUUUGGAAUUUUUCGGUCUGAUAAUCUUUUAUAAAGUACAUUUCAUUCUGUAUUGCUAGAUUUUGGAGUAUUGAUCCACAGUAUUAAUAUUUCUCUCAAUUUUGAUGAAAAGGGUAAAAAAUAUAUUUCAUUU
Messenger RNA from Nezara viridula (southern green stink bug), 2369 nucleotides. The record is from the annotation of a GenBank genome assembly. NCBI's taxonomy places the organism in Eukaryota, Metazoa, Arthropoda, Insecta, Hemiptera, Pentatomidae.